Olea europaea var. sylvestris is the source of this 1467-nucleotide messenger RNA. RefSeq names its product S-adenosylmethionine synthase 5. Gene Ontology annotation, biological process: S-adenosylmethionine biosynthetic process. Lineage: Eukaryota; Viridiplantae; Streptophyta; Magnoliopsida; Lamiales; Oleaceae. The record is from RefSeq and is a predicted model, not a curated record. Gene Ontology annotation, molecular function: methionine adenosyltransferase activity; ATP binding. Gene Ontology annotation, cellular component: cytosol. The transcript is spliced from 2 exons. Bases 142 to 1323 code for a protein of 393 amino acids.
AAAAUUUUAGGUGGCAGUCCCACUCCCGCGUAUAAAUAGUGCCCUAAAUCCUAGAGACCUCUGUCCUUGAGCCAUUGUGCCUGCCCCUUUACUUGGCAUUUCAAACAGACUCAGAUCUGCAUCAUCUUAGAGUGAAACAAUAUGGAAACCUUCCUGUUUACAUCCGAGUCUGUGAACGAGGGCCACCCUGACAAGUUGUGUGACCAGAUCUCCGAUGCUGUUCUUGAUGCCUGCCUUGCUCAGGACCCCGAUAGCAAGGUUGCUUGUGAGACAUGCACUAAAACAAACAUGGUCAUGGUAUUUGGAGAGAUCACCACCAAGGCUGACGUAGACUAUGAGAAAAUUGUCCGUGAUACUUGCCGUGUCAUUGGAUUUGUCUCUGAUGAUGUUGGCCUGGAUGCUGACAAUUGCAAGGUCCUGGUCAACAUCGAGCAGCAAAGCCCGGAUAUUGCCCAGGGUGUUCAUGGUCACUUCACAAAGAGACCAGAGGAGAUUGGUGCUGGAGACCAAGGUCACAUGUUUGGAUAUGCCACAGAUGAGACGCCUGAGUUGAUGCCUCUGAGCCAUGUCCUUGCUACCAAACUUGGGGCUCGUCUCACUGAGGUUCGUAAGAAUGGUACCUGCCCUUGGCUAAGGCCUGAUGGUAAGACACAAGUCACCGUUGAAUACUACAAUGACAAUGGUGCCAUGGUUCCUGUUCGCGUCCACACAGUCCUCAUUUCUACCCAGCAUGACGAGACUGUCACAAAUGAUGAGAUUGCUGCUGACCUCAAGGAGCAUGUUAUUAAGCCAGUUAUCCCCGAGAAAUAUCUUGAUGAGAAGACCAUUUUCCACCUCAAUCCAUCGGGCCGCUUUGUUAUUGGUGGUCCCCAUGGCGAUGCUGGUCUCACUGGACGUAAGAUCAUCAUUGAUACAUAUGGUGGCUGGGGAGCCCAUGGUGGUGGUGCUUUCUCUGGAAAGGACCCAACCAAGGUGGACAGAAGUGGUGCCUACAUAGUUAGGCAGGCUGCCAAGAGCAUUGUGGCAAAUGGACUCGCUAGGCGGUGCAUUGUGCAGGUCUCAUAUGCUAUUGGCGUUCCAGAGCCUUUAUCAGUUUUUGUGGACUCUUAUGGAACUGGAAAGAUUCCUGACAAGGAAAUCCUCAAAAUUGUGAAGGAGAACUUUGACUUCAGGCCUGGAAUGAUCACCAUUAACCUGGAUCUCAAGAGAGGUGGCAAUGGUAGGUUUUUGAAGACAGCUGCAUACGGGCACUUUGGAAGAGAUGACCCUGACUUUACCUGGGAGGUUGUGAAGCCCCUUAAGUGGGAGAAACCUGAAGCGUGAAAAUAAUCAAUUUAGUAGUUGCUUGGUUGAUGUUUACUUAAAGUGAAUGAAUAAUUUACUUGUUUUACUAUUGCUGCUUUAUAUUUGGAAGAACCUUAUGAUUGAAAUACGUUUACAAAUGGGAUUAUAUUUGUUACUUCUUCA